AUGGAUGACCCUCUCGUUCAAGCGCUGCCUCCAGCGACAGACUAUUUGACUUACUUGACUCUGUUAGAGUAUCAAUUGACCCCAGAGCGGUUGCCACUUCUGCACACGCUUCUACAAGAUGAGAAGCUUACGACGAACAUCGGUUGGGACUUGGUGAAGCUGUUACUUCCCAUGCUACCCGCAUCCACCGACUGUCUUCAGGAUGUGGCACGAUUGGGAAAUCCCCGUGAAGUCAUUUUGCGUGUCUCGGAGUCUUUGAUGCAACUCCAGCCUGAAGACGAUGACGAUGACGACGACGACGACGAGGACGAGGCGACUGAUACGGGGCUGGCCCUACACAUCGUACAGUUCAAUUGUCUUCUCGGCAUGCUGUCGACACUCCAUACACGCAUUCAAACCAAGGCGCCUAGUCGAUUUAUCGCGACGUCCCUUCACGCAGCCCUAGAGGCAUACACAUCGAUGCCGACCAACGAGACCACUUUGGCCUUCCUCCAGUUCCUUCAUGCAGUUUCUCCGUCCAAACGACCGGCCCCUCCUCCGCGUGCUGCCAGCGAAUCGAGUGUUCUUAGGGUUGCUGCAGCAUCAGCACCGGAUCCCGAGGCGGAAGUAACGUCGCCCUCUCCAUCUGCUGAUAAUGAAACUCUUCUUGUGCGGAAAUUUACACAGUUUGGUUUGCUUGAGCUGCUGAAGUCAUAUCUAUUGAGUAUGUCCGGUCCCGCGGACCCGGGUAUGUCGUGGACUAUUCGCAUGCAGGAGCGUCUGCAUCCUAAUCUGCGGUUACCCACCCAGUCCCAGACUGAUGCAUAUGGAUCUACUAAGGAGCUCAAGGAGCGUGACAUGAUCAUGGGAAAGCUGGUGGCUCUAUCACGAGAUGUUGGAAUUAAUAACAAUGACUUGUUAUCAAUUAUUUCCCAAUCACCCACAGACCAACCCGCACAGCUCGACUUUGAGGAUCCCCCGAGAAACCCCGAUGAGAUUCCCCUCGAGCGUCAUGGCUCACUUCUUCUGCUGGCAGCUCGGGCCGCGGGGUCUACACUAUUCUCCUCUGGACAGCCGAUGCCUGACUUGCCCGUGUUUCCCAGCCUGGCAGAAAUUUUCAACCACUUUGUUGGAGGUCACACAAGCCUCGAUGAUAUCGCAUUUGGGCAGCCGCAUGCACUCCUCGACUCUCUCAUGGCCAUCACGGUCUACGCUUUGCAACAACCCAUCAAAGCGACGCCCAGCGAAACCCAGUUUAAGGAUUUCAUUGUGACCCUGACUGCAUGCACAGCACGUCAAAGUCAUGGCAUCGUUCGCCAGAUUCCGGCCACUGUUUUCCAAAGCCACCCAUCAGCCGAAACUAGAUUCAAGCUUGUCUACAAGAUCUUGAAUGAUGAUCGCCUAGUCUCCGCCCGGGAUAGUGCGAUCGCAUGGUUGAAGGAUGAGCUGCUGCGAAGCUCUGAUCAGUCAUUGGACAAUGUAUUCCAAGACCCGCUCUACUUCUGGGCUCUCUUCCCGCAUCUUUUCUCUUCUGUUACUGCUUCCGGCUCAGCACCUAGCAUUGUUGCAACAUGGACGCGUCUCACUCAAACCGAAGGUCCGCCACUUCACUCCGCUUUGAGUCUGUAUUAUCUCCUGCUUUCCUCACCUGUUCUACGAGAGAAACUUCAGCUCGAAAAGACCGUCAAGUUUUUCCGUAGCCAGGCUUUGGAACCCCUUCGGCAGGUGUUCCACAGCUUCGAAUCUGAUCUUGCUUCCAAGGGAGGUGAGGGUGUCAUUGAAGCUGCAGUCGGCGAGGAGAUGUGCGAAGUCGGCAACGCACGCUCAGUCGGAAUCAUUGGUCUUACUCUGGAUCAAAUUGAGGAGACGAUUAGUGAUGCCUUUGGUUCAGACGACGCAGAUCUCAGCGACUAUUCCGAGGUCGAUCAGGCUAAGGUUUCGGACAUUCAGAAGCGGAUGGAUGUUUGGAAUUAA
Penicillium nucicola is the source of this 1953-nucleotide messenger RNA. RefSeq lists its product as uncharacterized. Gene Ontology annotation, cellular component: cytoplasm. Gene Ontology annotation, biological process: cellular response to oxidative stress. The transcript has 2 exons. The record is from RefSeq and is a predicted model, not a curated record. The coding region runs from base 1 to 1953 and encodes 650 amino acids. NCBI's taxonomy places the organism in Eukaryota, Fungi, Ascomycota, Eurotiomycetes, Eurotiales, Aspergillaceae.